Alternaria atra is the source of this 945-nucleotide messenger RNA. RefSeq lists its product as uncharacterized. Bases 1 to 945 code for a protein of 314 amino acids. The record is from RefSeq and is a predicted model, not a curated record. The transcript has a single exon. NCBI's taxonomy places the organism in Eukaryota, Fungi, Ascomycota, Dothideomycetes, Pleosporales, Pleosporaceae.
AUGCUUGCUUUCAGUCAUCAAACGAUACUCCUCCGCUCAUCAUGCUUCAUUCUUUACUUCUCCAUCUCGAUGGCGGAGACAUACACCAAUGUGGCAUGCAACGCUGUCGAAGCCACAAUGGGCUCAUGUGCACAGCGUUGGGACAGUAUCCGUACUGAAUGCACCAGUUUCGUAACCGCAAACACCAUUUGGCCUGGGCCGUGCGAAUGUUCUUACUAUGCCAACGACCUACCUUGUUUCGACGAGCAGGCGGCGUGUGCGAAUCAGGUGUGGACACAGCUACCGCAGUGGUUCCGCGACGGUGUUACAAGUUGUUUGAUGAAGGAUGAGAGCUACACCAUACGAGCGCAGCUUGGUUCAGUGGACAAUCCAUUUUCAAUGACGGGCAUUGCGGGAAAUGCCACAAAAGCUACGGCGGCACAAACUGGUGAAGUUGCUCCGAGUCCUACGGUCAAUCCUACGACAGGCAGUUCCAAUGUGUCCACAGCUACGAUAAGUGGAGACAGUACGGUAUCCACACCUCUGUCAACGAGUACCAUAGUUUCAGCCAAUCCUCCAGGUAACGGGAAAGCGUCUUCUCGCGGCCUUUCGACUGGCGGCAAAGCCGGAAUUGGGGUCGGCAUCGCUAUGGGUAUUCUCAUCGCUAUUGUUCUCGCCGUAUGGCUCGCUAAAAGAAAACGGAAAUUACCUUCAAAGGAAGCCACCGAGACCGAGUCUGGAACAGCAGAGCUGCACAGCAACGAUGUGAAGAUAUACGAGACCGAGGUUGAGGCGUACUCAAAGCAUGAAUUGGCUGCUGACACAAGGCCCGAACUGGAUAGGAAUCACCGGAGCGAACUUGAUGGGCGUGCAACGAGCGAGAUACUGGGAAUUAAUGCCCUUCAUGAAGUGGAUGGACAGCCGAGAGACGGAACAAGUGGAAGAUCCACAGAGAGAUGGGAUUAG